This is a messenger RNA of Capsicum annuum, 3421 nucleotides long. Its product is annotated as MDIS1-interacting receptor like kinase 2-like. Gene Ontology annotation, molecular function: protein kinase activity; ATP binding; protein binding. The transcript has 2 exons. Gene Ontology annotation, biological process: protein phosphorylation. The coding region runs from base 89 to 3238 and encodes 1049 amino acids. The record is from RefSeq and is a predicted model, not a curated record. Lineage: Eukaryota; Viridiplantae; Streptophyta; Magnoliopsida; Solanales; Solanaceae.
UGAUUCAUUACAAUAUAUACACACACACACUACUAUACCUGCACAAGUUCAUCACCAACCAAAACAAAAAACUUGAAAUCUUUUAGCCAUGACAAUAAUUCGCACAAUAUUUUAUUUCCUUCCUCUCUUAUAUCUCUUCACUGUUUCAUUUGCUUCCACGGAGGAAGCAAUUGCUCUCCUCAAAUGGAAAGCAACUUUCCUAAACAUGAAUAACUCCUUACAGGCUUCAUGGACUCUAAGUCCUGCUGCUGCCACGAAUUCUUCCAGAAUUGGAGCGGCCAGUCCUAAUGCAUGCAGGGACUGGUAUGGGGUUACAUGUGUUAAGGGUCGAGUUAACAGGUUGAAUAUUACAAACGCUAAUGUUAAUGGCACACUCUAUGAUUUUCCAUUUUCAUCUCUCCAUUUUCUGGAAUAUGUUGAUCUUAGCAUGAACCGCCUCUCUGGCACCAUCCCACCUGAAAUCGGUAAGCUUACUAACCUUGUCUAUCUUGACUUGUCCAUCAAUCAGAUUUCUGGCAUAAUCCCACCACAUAUCGGCUCACUAACAAAGCUUGAGACCCUCCACAUCUUUGACAACCAAUUAAAUGGUUCCAUUCCCGGAGAAAUAGGUCACCUAAGGUCCCUAACUCACCUAGGUUUGCAUACUAACUUUCUUGAUGGUUCUAUACCUGCUUCAUUGGGGAAUUUGAACAAAGUGUCCUAUUUACAUCUUUAUAAUAAUAAGCUUUCUGGCUCCAUUCCUUCAGAAAUAGGAAAACUUGUCAAUCUUGUUGAAGCUUAUCUUGACAGAAACCAGUUAACAGGUCAUAUUCCUUCAGAAAUAGGUAACUUGAUCAAUGCAAAACAGUUUUAUGCUUUCUCCAAUGAAUUGUCUGGUCCCAUUCCCGCUGAAAUAGGGAAGAUGAAGUCACUUGAGAAUUUAAGCUUCCAAAGAAACAAUCUCUCUGGUCCAAUUCCCAAAACAAUAAGUGACUUAACUAAUCUCAAACUCUUGCACCUCUAUUCCAACCAACUUUCCGGUCCCAUUCCUGGUGAGUUAGGGAAUCUGAAAAACCUGAGUGAUUUGGAAUUAUCCAAUAAUUCACUUACUGGUCAAAUUCCUCCUUCCUUUGGCAGUUUGAGAAACUUGCAAUUUCUGUUUCUCCGUGAGAACAAACUUUUUGGUUCCAUUCCGAAAGAACUUGCCUAUUUGCAUAACUUGGUUGUGCUGGAAAUGGAUGAAAAUCAAUUUUCAGGUCAUUUGCCGGAGCAUCUUUGCCAAGGUGGGAAACUUGAAAAGUUCACGGUGAAUAGUAACAAGCUGACAGGGCCAAUACCAAGAAGCUUGAGCAAGUGCUCGAGUUUCAAAAGGCUUCGCUUAGGUAACAACAGUUUCACGGGGAAUUUAUCUGAAGCUUUUGGUAUCUACCCAGAUCUUCAGUUCAUUGAUUUGAGCGACAAUGAAUUUCAUGGUCAACUCAGCAGCAACUGGGGAAAAUGCAGGAGUUUGACUGAUUUGAGGAUUGCUAGAAAUAACAUUAGUGGUAGCAUACCACCAGAGAUUGGAAACAUCAAAGGGCUUCAAGGACUUGAUCUUUCAUCAAAUCAUUUGAUUGGGAAGAUUCCAAAAGAAUUUGGAAAAUUAACCUCUCUAGUUAAUCUUUUUUUGCAAAGCAAUCACAUUUCUGGCAGUAUACCUGGAGAACUUGGGUCUCUGACAAAGUUAGAGUCCCUCGACCUAUCAGACAACAUAUUGAAUGGGUCGAUCCCAACAUUUAUAGGAGAUUACAUGAACAUGUUUCACUUGAACCUGAGCAGUAACAAGUUUGGCCAGAAAAUUCCAAAAGAGAUGGGGAGGAUAGUUCAUCUUAGCGAACUUGAUUUAAGCCAUAAUCUUCUUGAAGGAGAAAUACCAGCUCAGUUAGCCAGUUUGCUGGACUUGUCAAACUUAAAUCUUUCCCACAACAGCCUUUCUGGCCGCAUUCCCAAAGAAUUUGGAAGUUUGACUGGUUUGCAGGAUGUUGUCUUGUCAUACAAUAAGUUGGAAGGUCCAAUACCAAAUAAUAAAGCUUUUAUUAAUGCUUCAUUAGAAGGUAAUAAAGGUUUUUGCGGCAAUGUAACAGGUUUCCUACCAUGCAAAAUACCAUCUUCAAUGGUGAAGAAGCACUCAAUCGCGAAGGGACGUAAACUAAUCCUCAUUACAGUACUUCCUAUUCUGGGAGCACUAGUGCUUCUCUGUGCUUUUGCUGGUUCUUUCCUUGUGCGUGACCAAAGAAGAAGAGUUAGAGACGUUGAAAGAAGGAAUUCCAGUGGUGAUAUUGAUGUCAAUGAAGAUGGAGGUUUGCUUUCCAUAUCCACAUUAAAUGGAAGUGCAUUGUACAGGGAUAUCUUAAAAGCCUCAAAUGAGUUUGAUGCAACGUUUUGCAUUGGGAAAGGAGGGUCUGGAAGCAUUUACAAGGUAAAGCUUCCAUUUGAGAAUGUAGCUGUAAAGAGACUUCAUUCUUCACUUGAAGUUACCCAUCACAGAAGCUUCAUCAAUGAGGUAAGGGCAUUGACAAGGAUCAAGCAUCGGAACGUUGUGAAACUCUAUGCCUUUUGUUCAAAUGCACAGCACUCAUUCUUGGUUUAUGAGUACAUGGAAAAUGGGAGCUUGUCUAGUAUUUUGAGCAAUGAAGUUGAGUCCAAGAAAUUGGAUUGGAUUAAAAGGGUGAACAUAGUCAAAGGUGUUGCUUGUGCUUUAUCUUACAUGCAUCACGAUUGCUCACCACCGGUUGUUCAUAGAGACAUAUCAAGCAAUAAUGUUUUACUUGAUUCCGCAUUUGAAGCUUGUGUUUCAGAUUUUGGCAUAGCUAAGAUUCUCAAGCCAGACUCAUCCAAUUGUACUGCACUUGCUGGCACAUAUGGCUAUGUUGCACCAGAGCUUGCCUAUACAAUGAAGGUGACGGAAAUGUGUGACGUCUAUAGCUUUGGAGUAUUAGCAUUGGAGGUAAUCAAAGGAAAGCAUCUUGGAGAAUACAUUACUUUGCUAGCAAACUCACCCAGAGAUGUGCAUCUUAGUGAUUUGCUAGAUGAACGCCUUCCAUAUCCUGAAGAUGAUGUGAAAGAGGUUUUAAUUUUCAUCAUCAAGCUAGCAAGCUCUUGUCUGCUUGAAACUCCAAAAUCAAGGCCAACAAUGCAAUUCAUCUCCCAUAUGUUGUCAAUGGAUCCACCUUUUUCUCAAAUAGGCUCCAUGAAGCCGAAAAGUUUCCCCGAGAUGUAAGAUGUCUGUAUAUGGAAAAAGAGCAAGUGCAUUAAUUGUUCGUGUGCUUAUCUAGUUUAGUGUUUCAACCUGAAGAAUUCUGAGUCCUUAUACUAGGCUGGAUACAAUAUCUAGUAGAAGGUAGUAAUAUUUCAAUUUUCUUGUGCCAACAAAUGCUUAUAAAAAUUAUUUAUGUUUGCUGAA